Messenger RNA from Cuculus canorus (common cuckoo), 6851 nucleotides. It is a transcript of the gene DDA1, whose product is annotated as DET1 and DDB1 associated 1. Gene Ontology annotation, cellular component: Cul4-RING E3 ubiquitin ligase complex. The record is from RefSeq and is a predicted model, not a curated record. The transcript is spliced from 5 exons. Bases 51 to 359 code for a protein of 102 amino acids. Gene Ontology annotation, biological process: positive regulation of proteasomal ubiquitin-dependent protein catabolic process. NCBI's taxonomy places the organism in Eukaryota, Metazoa, Chordata, Aves, Cuculiformes, Cuculidae.
GCAGGCAGUGGGUGGGGCUGGGCCGAGGCGCGGCGGCGGCGGUGAAGAAGAUGGCAGAUUUUUUGAAAGGAUUACCGGUCUACAACAAAAGCAACUUCAGCAGAUUCCAUGCGGAUUCUGUAUGUAAAGCAUCAAAUAGACGACCAUCGGUAUAUCUUCCCACGAGAGAGUAUCCAUCUGAACAAAUCAUAGUAACAGAAAAGACAAAUAUUCUUUUGCGUUAUUUACACCAGCAGUGGGAUAAAAAGAAUGCAGCAAAGAAGAGGGAUCAAGAGCAAGUGGAAAUAGAAGGUGAGAAUUCAGCACCACCACGGAAAAUCGCUCGGACAGACAGCCAGGAUAUGAACGAGGACACUUAAACUCUUGGCUUUCUCCUCUACCACUUCGCAGGCGCUUCCUGUUUUGUCUCAAAGUGUGUAAAUUUUGCCCCCUUGUCCCCAUCUCUCACCCCUCCACUAUGCAGCCCAAACCACUUCUGACUUCAUAGGAGCCAAUGUAUUUAUUUUUUCCCCCCCUCAAUUUUUUUAUUUAUGCCGUAAUACUUUACGGAGCAGUGGUGGAACAAUUCAGUAAAUGAUGUAGUCUAACCUUUGUUCCUCCCUUCUAAAAAUACGCACUGUAACUUUCACAGGUUUUGUUCAAUUUGUUCCCUAAUCGACCCGAUCUAUGGGAGCCUGGGUGGGAGACACAGGAUAUUACAGAACCCUUCCGUGAUGUAGGCUUUCUGAUUCACGUUCCCACUGUCCUAUUACAAGUGGCUCACUCUUUGGAUGUGCCCAAUCCAGCCAUAAGCGUGGGGGCCUCACUAUUUUACUCAAAUAUUCCGAAACUGGCACUGCACUCAUGGGUGUCAUUUAGAGUUACAUUGAUCUUAGCGAACGUGUCACCUUGGUAUCUCAGUUGUGUUCUUUUGGCCUGUUCUGCAAGGGCCGCGGUCAUUUGGCAGCAUGCAUUAUCUCACGCAUCAGUGGUCAUGGAGAAUUCAAGCAAAAGAUGUGUUGCUUUUGUUGCUCUUAAAUUCUAACCGUCUCUUGGUCUCAAAUGGACUGAUCUGUGCAACUUCUCCACUGGAAUAAAAGGAUACUCCUCUCCCUCUCUGAGUAUUUGAUCAACAGUGUAUUUAAGGAACAGCUGAUGGAGCGGAGUUGGGUAGGUGCCCUGAAGACAGCGCUUGGCUGGAGGAGGCCGGGAGCCCCUCGGCAAUGAGAUCCAGUUCUCUGUCUCCACUGCCAGCCCUCAGUAAUGGUACGUUGUGUUUUCCUGCACGUGUGGAGUGAAGUCCAGGACUUGGAAUUGAUCAAAAUGUGAGCUUCCAUGGUCUCUGAUGAAGACCAAUCUCUCUUGGACUGUGACAGUUCAGUGCCUGCUGCCUGUAACCCUUCACCGACUUUUCCGUAAGAGCCAAAACGGAGACCUGUCAGUCGUCCAGGUGGAUUCAGAGGUUCAGAGACUAAAAGGAAAUGAGCGUCAUCACCUGAAGGGGACAGGAAAGGUGUAGCUUAGUAAAGAUGUCUUGUCUGCUUUAACGCAAGAAACUGACUUCACACUGUGGUAGUUUAAAUCGUUGCAUUUAUAGCUGUGUUUUUUCCUCAUUCACGAAGCCUGAAAACCAAGAGAUCGCACGAGCGUUUUUUAAAGAGAUCCUGGAUGAGUCUCAUUCCAGGUGGCUGUGGUGGCCACGAGCUUUGAGAGUUUCCGCUGUCCCCUUCUCCAUGGCAUUCCCGUCCCACUGGGAACGCCACACGUUCAGUUCUGGGGGCAAAGGGAGAGAAACUGUGGCUGACGACCAUAUGUGGCGAGGCAGAACCUGAGGAGGAGCAGAGCACAGCUCAUGUUGCAUUUUUAAAUGUACCUUAGGCACCAAGUUUCUGAUGCAGUGAACGAAUUUAACACUGAGUAGUUUAGAACUUUCUACCUGCCUCAAAAAAAAACCAUUACCUUUUUCCUAUGGCAGCAACCUCCAAAUUACUGGAAUGACGUUCAAAAUGCCAGCUGUGUUGGUGAAGAUAAAAUACGUGUGGGUUUCCGUGUGAUUUACUGGCAAUUGGAAGAGAAUUCCUCCCAGAGUUAUGCUAUCAAGAAGCGCAAAGUUGUUGCCUCAAGAUACUGUGUUCACACCUGACCUCGCAGGGAUCAUCUGAAGCCGAAACAAGAAUCAUUUGAAGAGCUGUGAGAUACCAAAAGAGGAAACGAACAUGUAGCUGGUGGUAAAGUGUGACCAAUCUGUGUGUUUGGCAAAGCUUGAGAGCUGUAGCCUUGCAGCGAUGUCUGUACAGUGCUUUAAAGUUGUAAAAUGCUGUAUGAUUCCUGGUUGGUACGGCAAGGUUUGAGCUUUGCUGACGUCUCUGCUAGACAGAGUGAUGUACUAUUAAAGAGAGUUGGCAGUUCCUUCCUGUUGUAACCCCCCGUCUUUUUUCCCUCUGUGUCUUUUGAAACAAUCUCGUUGGUUAUGGGAGCCUUUGUAACACUUCUGAUAUUUUUAGGAGGUAAAAGAAAGUUGCCUUUCCAAAGUAGUUCUGAAGAAAUGGAGAAACAAGUCCUCAGAGCGACAUAACCGUAUCAGACUGGUUGGGUGUUGCAGUGUUGGUUCUGUACAAGCAGUAUGGAUUUCCAGUACUCACAGCAAGUCUUUCUACAUCCCAUCCAAUCCGAAGUGAGGGCUCCUUUCCUUCCUCUGCCUCCUCCAACUCGCUUUCUGUGCUGCUACUGGCUCCAAGAGUGCUGUCCUCAAGCUGUUGCACUGUGAUCCUCUAUUCACCUCUGUCUAACACAGGGUAAGCGUAUCGGGUUUGAAUGUUGCAUGGAAGAUCUUUUUUUGCCUAACUGUGACUUCCUGGUGCCUUAGCGCAUUGAAAACAACAAAAAAUAUUGAAAAAAACAAACCCUGGAUCUUUGCUGACUGCACUGUUUGUAUAAAUACCCAGCUCCUCUGGCUUCCAACUCUCUUGUUACAAAGUGACUGGGACUUAGCGACCCUCAGGGGUUUUUGUACAUGUCUGCAUAGUGGUUUUUUAUUGUCUCUGUUACUGGUGUGUACUAAAAGUUUUUGUUUUUUUUUAAUGAACACUCGAGAUUCUUGUCAAAGAUUGGAAUUUUGGUGGUUUUUUAAGUUGAAUAGUGCAUCUUUUCUCAAAAGUCAAAGCAACAGAACUGUGUUUCUUGCUCUCGGGGGACAAUGAGUCUGUUUUGGAGCAGCCCCUUCCAGCAGAUGGUCCUGUAUUAAACUGAGCUUGUGCCCAGUGAGAGCAAUUAGAUGCACGCUGGGUAAGUUUAGAAUUUAGAACAUUAGCGGGUUAGGCACUGCCUUUUUCGAACGUAAAAAUACACUAGAGACGAUGUGCAGGGCAACUACAGCUUUGUUUAGAUUCAUUCUGGGUAGCGUGUGAUCGCUUCUUUUUGUAGGGGUGAAGUAGUAACAAGAAAUACACAGGAGUUAACGGUGGAAAAACGUCGAAGGAAAGAAUAGACUUCUAGCGUGUUCUGCUGCACAUUCACAGGUCAGUGUGAGCAGUAGGGUUUGUGUUGUUUGCAUUGCUGAUUGACUGCUAGAGUUUGCUGGGUCAGGUGGUUUUAUCAGAGGAUGGUCAGUCAUGUUCAGCUUUCGAGGUGUUUCUGUCCUUGGAAGCUUUUCAAGACCCUAAUGAAUGAUGCCCUGAGCAACCCGCUCUGUGAGAUGUAUCACCCAUGCUUUGAGCUGGAGGCAACUUCAUGGGGUUCCUUCCAAGCACCGGGAAGUGGAAAAUACGGCAGAACCUGUGACUGGCAGGUUUGAUUCGAGCUGGGGCAGACUUAGUAAAACGCAUGGAGUUUGCAAGCAUGUGCAGAAGUUUCUGACAAGCCCUGAAAAUGUGUUAUGCUACAGAGAAUGGUGAGCGGUGGGAUGGAGAUGGGGCUGGGAGAGGAGGAAGGGAGCUGCUCGGCCUGGACCGAGGCUGUCAUGAGGCUGAACUCUUUUGCCACAGGAGGUUUUAAGGUGAGCAGACAUUUUUAGAUGCAUUUCACUGUGAGAGUUUGGGCUUCUAGAAUCAUUUAGCUACACUAGAUCUGAUUUAAAAGAUAAAGACUUGUUUUCUUAGCCUUGUCGAUACCUGAAGCCCCAGUGGGCUUCUGGUUUUGUGUCCAUGAUGCAGCCCUAGUGACUGUUCAGAGCUUGUUGCUGCACUAGGUUGUGAUGAAUCCAAAGGACGUGUUUAACCACCUGCUGCUUUCUCCCCUCCUGGUAGAUGUGCCAAGCUGUUGGUGAACUCCACGUGCACGUGGUUUUUUUUGGGGGUUACACCGACAGCUCCCUGCAGGGAAGGCUGUGAAGUCUGGAGUAGAAAUGACUAAAAAAUGGAUUUCCUUCCCUUUCCGAUGCGUGCCUUAUGCAGCAGUUCAGUUGUCGGUGUUGAGCAGAUUGGUCUAGUGGGAGGUGUCCCUGCCCAUGGCAGGGGGUUGAAACUAGAUGAUCCAUAAGGUCCCUUCCAACCCAAACUGUUCUAUAAUUCUCUGAGUCUGUCAUCCUGGGCACUAAUGUUAACGUUUCUGUCAGUACUAGGUAGUUAUGGCAGGUGGAGCUUCAGAGCUUUGUGCUUGGCUGAACUCCUUGGCGCUGGCCUUAAGGCGAAGGCUGAGCAGGGGACUUGCAUUUUGGCUAACACUGCAGCUAUCGGUGCUUACCCAUUCCUGGCUUGUUUGUGUACCACUAAUUUGUUUGGGUUCAAGAUGUUUUGAAGAAGACCUGCAUAUCUAUAACAGGAAAACUAAUUUGUUUUCCUUUAUUGAUGACAUCACCCUGGCAGCAGAGGAAUCGUGUCAUGUGCUGACCGUGACCAGAAGGGUUCCCGCUGACCUCUCUGUCAGGUUCUGCCUUCUAUUUUUUGAUGUGUAACAGCGUGGGAAAUCCUUUUCCAUAACGAGAAGGAUGCCUUUACCUGGGAGCAGCGAAGGGUAUUUUUGGGAGUGCUGCAGAGGAUGUGCUGUGCCCAGGAGGAAUAAUUGCAUCGUGGCUUGGGUUCAGCACAGCCUGACCUUCACGCCGUGCUGACUGCGCUUUCAGGUUCUCUGCGGGUGGCUGGCAGUGGUUGUGCCCUGGCAGCAGCGGCUGCAGCCCUGGGGUCUCGUCUAACAGCCGAUCCGGGAUGUUGGCUGCAAGUCAUCCCCGAAAGGGCCGAGUCAGCACGAUACCCAGGUGGACUGGCUGUGCCAGCUGACAGCUCGCGAUGGGUCUGAGCCUGCGUCCUGCCUGCGCUAAAUGAGUUAUUGUCACAGCAGCCGCUCGCAGGGCUCGUCCUGGAAUGCCUGUGCUGGCAGCCGAUGUGUGUUUUGCAUAGAAAGGUGUGUGUUUAAUGUCAGGGAGGAGGUAGGACUUCUAGAACCUCUUCUUUUUUUAACUGCUAGGGAAAAAAACCUUUUAUUCUAGAGAUUGGAAAGGCUGAACUGGCCUGCAGGAAAGAACAUCCUUGCGACUCAAACAAGGGCGUGAAAUGCCAGAUUUCAAAUUCUCAUUCACACUGAGCUGCUGUUUUCAAAGACAAAACAUUCCUAGUGUGUCCCCAAAUAGGAAGAACUAAAGCACCUCACUAGUGUGGUUUUAGAAUUGGGUUGUUCUAAGAGUUAAAAAACCAUCUUAUUGCUAGUCUUAAUGCUUUUGGAGGAGUCUGGGUGGCUCUAAUCUUUAUGGUAGAGCUCCAAAUUUUUACCAGUGUAAACUUGGAAGUGCAUGUUCAGCUGGCAAGGGCGAAGGGCAGCCGUGUUAGAACGUGACCUUGUCACGUUCAGGAUUUUUUUCCUAUGGGAGGUGGUCAGCUGAAGCAGCGGUGACACAGGCGAGCACACAUGCCUGCGGGCCCGGGUUGGCACUGUGGUUCCACACAGGGCAUCGUCCGCUCUUGUGCUCCAACCCCAUCUGGAGAUGAGAGCCAGCCCCACUCCUUGGCUCUCCAGCCCUGUGGGGAAGCAGAGCUGCCCUAUGGCUGCCUCACACACGAUGAAGAUGGCAAUUACUGUUCUUUGUGCUAUAAUUCUGCUUUUAUUUUUCUCGCCUUUGUGACCAAAACAAAUUUUAUUUGGCUAGCGACCAGCACUUUGCUUCGCUGCUUCCAGCUUCAUAACCAUCCCCAGGAUAACUCAUCCCUGUCCGCUUUUCAGCAACUGGCGGUGCUGUAAUCCCUGGGAUGUUGCUGUUAAAUACACACAGUGCUUUUAUUUUUCUGAGAGAUGCGAUAUUGGGCAGCCUGAAGGGUCAGAUACUCUCCCCUGUAGCGAGGGAGCUGGUGGGGAGCAGGAGGAGCUGUCUGGUGCGAUCCAGAUGGAUGCGGGGAUGUGGGAUGACUAAUCACUUACUGUAAGAAACAGCACGAGAUCUGGCUGGAUGGUCAGCGCUGAGUCACUGUGUUCUCUGUGCUACGGUUGUGCUGAUUUCCAAACGCAUUCAUUUCUUAUUAAUCAGCGCAGAGGCUGCCAUUAACAGGCGUUAUUGGGUAUUUGCAGUUAAACCGCCCUGUCCUCGGCCACUCGCACAUCCUGCUGAGCGUCUGAGCAGCUCGGAGCUUUCUGAGCUCCGCAACUGCUUUUAUUUCCUCUGGUCCCUUCAGCACAAGCAAUCCCAGGCAGGUUUUCACAAAGCGGCGUCAAGUUUGAGUCUGUUACACUUUGCAAAUUGAAUUUCCCCCUUUUACAAAAAAAAUCUUGUCUUGCGGGGCUGGGAGAAGGUGGGUUUUCCCGAAAGCUGCGUGUUGGCAGGCAGGCUGCCGUUGGGGAGCGACUGUAAAUACAGUGUCAGUCAAAUGUCACAGCCAUUGGAUCUGUUUUGCAUUUAUUUUUAAACUAUUCCAUGUUUGAUACUGUGUACAAUAAAUUUGCAGAAUUUA